Messenger RNA from Protomyces lactucae-debilis, 1300 nucleotides. RefSeq names its product Manganese/iron superoxide dismutase. Gene Ontology annotation, biological process: superoxide metabolic process. Gene Ontology annotation, molecular function: metal ion binding; superoxide dismutase activity. NCBI's taxonomy places the organism in Eukaryota, Fungi, Ascomycota, Taphrinomycetes, Taphrinales, Protomycetaceae. The coding region runs from base 127 to 987 and encodes 286 amino acids. The transcript has a single exon. The record is from RefSeq and is a predicted model, not a curated record.
UUUUGGUUCCUGGCUUCCUUGGACUGCACGUGUCUUGAUUUUUUGUUCUGGCGACGACCAAGAACAAGACCAAGAACCAGCUUAAGCAGCAGAGAUCUGUAGCUAGACACAGCAGCGAGCAAGAGGAUGCAGCGGAUACAGCCUACCCUCAGAGCAUGCUCACAGGCCUCAUCGUUCCGGAGAAGGCUCCUUCACAGCGUCCCGCAACUCCGUUUAGCGACGUCAGCAGAUGGUCAAGAAGGAUUUGAGCCGCUAUACUCUGCAUCAGGCUACAAGCAAGCCUGGACAGAUUAUCAAGCGCACGUCGUUGAGAAUCUUAACAGACUUUCCGUCGAUACCGACUAUGAAAGCAUGCCACUCAUCAACGUCAUUGCACAAACAAGUCGAAAGCCAGAACUCGCUGCUCUUCACAAUUACGCUGCACAGGCGUUCAGCAAUCAUUUCUACUUUGAUGCUCUGAAUGUCGCACAGUUGAAGCAACGAGACAAUCAACCGAGUGAUCAGCAUACCAUCCCCAAAGCCAUGCGACUGAUGCUACAAGCAAGUGGUAUGACAGCCGAAGGACUCGGUGAGCAUUUCGCAGCAACAGCCAAUGCCAUGAUUGGAAGCGGCUGGAUCUGGCUUGUGUUGGAUGAACAGGACCGUUUGCGCGUCUUGGCAACCUACAAUGCAGGAACCCCAUUUGAUUUGAAAAACUUGCGCAAUGUCGACCCUAAUACGGGUCUUGCACCAAGCUCACAAGCGAGUGCCAACAAGACUGCAGAGGAGAGCAAAUACAGCUUGUACACAAAUGUCAAGCGUAGUCUGGAUCUCGUGCCUGUGGCGUGUUUGAGUGUUUGGGAGCAUUCUUACCUAGCAGACUAUGGUGUUGCUGGUAAACAGGCGUAUGUGGAACAAUGGAUCAAGACACUCGAUUGGAAGACUGUCACGGAUCGUAUGACGGAGGCUCAGCGUAGUGGAUCUGGAGCAACGGCGCACCUAGGCUAAGUUUUGCUUUUGGCAUUCGUCGCAUUCGAGCUUGCACUGAGAAUAGACAUCUAGCAUACAGUCACAGCCAAAUAGGCAAUAUUGACUGGGCUCUAAUACAAUGUUAGUGAUCUGCGUCCAGGCAUCACCAAAGUGGACUGCCAAACUUGCCGGCGCAGCAAAAGCAGAACCACGCGUGAGGCCACCGCAUGUCACACAUGCUACCUGCGCUGAGAGCAGCAUGUGGCCUUUAUUUAUUUGCUGAAUGAACAAAGCUGCAGCUGCAGGUGGACGGGAGGAAAGCUCUCAGUCUCAAUACUACUAUGCUUUCCAU